GAAAUAUACUGUAGGCUAGAAUCAGCUUAUCGUUAAUGGGUUGAAAGCACUUUGGGGAUUUCAUUACUGUAGUGUUACCCGUUGCAUGAAUUAUAGUUUAGUUUCGAAUGCAAGUUUUUUUUUUUUUUCUUUUUUUUUAAAAUGGCCUCUGAAUGGAUUUUCAGGAUGGAUUCAAAACCAAGUCGGAUUCCCCAAAGAUCGUCAUUUGGGAAACCUAGCUCAUUGUCGCCAUCUUCCUCAAUGUCAUCUUCCUCAUCUUUAUCGUCGACGUACUCCCCUCUUCGGACCAGCGGGCUCUACUCUGGUAGAGGGAGUGUCUUAAGCAAUGACUGUUACACAAGGGGUACCUCUGUGAAAUUGGAUUCAGAUUAUCAGGGCUCCAGGUUUCACAGUACUGUCAGAGACCACAGUAUUCCAGAAAGUCGUCAUUCAAGCUGGAAACUUUCGUCUCCAUCUUCGACUCUUUCUUCUGGAUCAUGGUCUGACACCUCUGUUGGAACCAGAAGUAAACUGGGUGAAUCUGAAAGACGUCAGGGAUCAUACUAUGGCCUUAUGAAUGCAACCCAGGAUAGUGAAUCCAAAAGACCUAAGCUUUCCUAUACAAGCAGUUCAUCAUAUUCAAGAAGUUCAUCUACCUCUGGGAUUGGCAGCAGCUACUCUGGACUAAAUGGCAUUUCAGAUUCGUCAUGGAGGUACAACUCAGGUUCAAGGUCUUCCUAUUCAACCACAGAAUUAAUACGUUCAAGAAGAGAACUGGACAAAAGAGCAGACCCAAGUCUUUCCAGCUUUGGAGAACAUAGCCACAGGAGUAGUGGUUUGUUAUCCUCACCAGCCUCAUCAUAUCUUCGUGACAGAGUGGCUUCCUCUUAUGCCCAAGGAGCAAGGCCAAAGGAGAGUACGUUUACGUCUAUGAGGGUAAAUGGUUCAUCCGUGAAUGACCGUUUGCCAUCAGAAUACAAGUCGUCUUUGUUCAGCAGAGAUUCAAGCAGAAGCUCUGCCAGGUCUGCUAGUUCAGUUUCCUUUAGGGAUAUGGACUCCCCACAAAGAACAAUGGCAUCAGAAGCCCGGAACACCCGUGCAAGAUCUUGCGCUUUUUAUGUGCCAAAGCCAGAAAGAAAUGCAUCUUCAUCAACCCCCCCACCACCACCUCCUCCUCCACCCCCACAAAGGCAACUCAGUGAAUCUGGGGAUUCGGAAGGCCGAUUGACAACAAGACAAUUAUUGUCCCGUUUAGCUUCCAGUAUGUCGACUACCUUCUUCUCAAGAAGGUCAAGCCAGGACUCCUCUAGUUCAAGCUCCAGGUCUUUUGAAGCACCAUUGGAAGAUUAUGUUCCAAGGGGUGAAAAUUCUUCCCAAAGCAGUGACAGCAGAAACAGUAGUCCUGAUGGUUCAGAAAGAAGAGCUUCUGAUUCCUCUCAGGUGUUUCCAUUUCUUAGACGCAGAAGGCAGGGUUUAUCACUGGUAGUAGAAACCCACAGUUCAGAUUCAGACCCUGAAACUUCAAGAUCAACUGGAUCUGAAAGCAGAAGCUCAAGUUCAUGGUUGUCGUCUUCAUUUAGAAACAGGUGCACGCCGCUUUUUUCACGAAGGAGGAGGGAAGGAAGAGAUGAGUCUGCACGAAUGGCUGCCGGAUCUGAUGAAACACAAGGGAGCACUCUUUAUCCAUUGAGAAGGUAUUCUUUUGAAACUGCUGGAGAGCAAGAACGUGAAUCUCAAGGGGCUGCAGCAGCUACUCCAGCUUCUCCUGCAUCAAACAUGCCUUUGCAAGAUGUGUCCCAAGCUCAACGAAACCCAACUCCCAACUCUUUGUUUCGUCUUGCCAUGCCAGCUAGCCUUGACAGCACCCUGCCUGAUGAUGCAAUAUUCACUGUAGACCUCAUGGCUGCAGGUAGAUCUGAGCCUGAUGGACAGUCUCAAGAAAAUGACAAACCUGCACCCUCCAGGGAUCCGGAGAAACUGAAGAAAAUCCAAGAGAGCCUCCUUUUAGAGUCAUCUGAUGAAGAGGAGGGAGACUUGUGCAGAAUUUGCCAGAUGGGAGAAGGAUCACCUUCAAACCCUUUGAUAGAACCUUGCAAGUGCACUGGCAGCUUACAAUACGUUCAUCAGGAGUGUAUGAAGAAGUGGUUGCAGUCUAAAAUCAACUCUGGUUCUAACUUGGAAGCUAUAACUACAUGUGAGCUAUGUAAACAGGAGCUUCAUCUUCACAUUGAAAACUUUGAUAUUGAUGAACUAUAUAGAACACGCUCAAAUGAACGGGCAGAGUAUGAGUUUAUCAGCUGUGGUCUCUACCUCGUUGUCUUGCUGCAUUUGUGUGAGCAACGAUUUUCUGACAUGUUGGGAGCUGCCAGUGAGGCAAGUGCUCAUGCUGGGUUCAUCAGCCUUGCAAGAACCCUUCAUGCGCACAUGGAUGAUCUUGAAAGUUCUUACGAGGAAUCUGAAGAAGAAGUUGAAAAUGACGGUAGACCAUCGUUUGAUUUUGAGGAUGAGGAAGAUGCAUAUUAAGUUUGAGAGCAUUGAUAGGACAGUUUAGCAUAGGACUGUGUUGUACAUUUAUAUCAACUUUGUUAAAAUUGAUCAUUAUCAUUGUGGUUUUGAAAAUGGCAACAGUCCUGAAGAACAAAUACACAUAAAUGUCAAAUAAAAUAGACAUUUUGUUUCAAAGUUAAAAUUGUAUGGUGGGAUAUAUAAGGAGUUUGAGGUGUUGGGGAUAUUUAAAUGUGAAGUGGUUGUCUAUUUGGGUGCCACAAUUAAAUGUGUACGCAUUUCAGUUUAAUUUGCUACUAAUAUCGAUUUCCUAAAUGCUUAAAUUAAACUUGGGCUGCGGCCACAUAUUUCAUUAAGUACAUCAUUUAUUGACUUGAGUAUUUAAUUUAUGUUUAUGAAUUCCUUACUGAAUAGCAAUGUACAGUUAAAUUGGCAUUCUGAAAUGUUACUUUUUACUUCAUUGUGUGUGUGUGUUAGAUUACACAUCAUUGUGAAUUUGGCACAAUCAGUGAGUUUAAAUUGUACAGAUUAGUUUUGCUGCAGUCAGUGUACAUGUUGACAAAUGUAAAUGAGGGAUCUUUAUUUGCUUUAUUCUUUUUUUUCUGUGUCAACAGAACAAGAUUAUUUUAAUUAGAUUGCAUACAAGUGAAGCAGCUUUUUUUCAUGUUAGACACUCAUACUGGGUCAUAAGUCUUCAGUAUUAAAUAAUGGAAACUUUUAAGGUUUUGUGAAGAAAAUGCCAUAUUUUGUUUGGGUUUUAUCAAAGAAUAAAAAAGGUAUUGUUUGAUGUGUUUGGCUCAAGUCUAGAAUUGUUUUUAAAGCUGCCCCUGCCCCCUUGGUCAGGAUUGUUUCAAAGUAUAUCAGCUAUAGUAUGAUGGUUUUUAAUAUCAUGAUUUAAGGAAUCUUCGAUUGCUAUAACAAAAUAUAAUUAACUGAUAAUAAGCAACCAGGAAGAUUCUAGUUAAGUUUUAGCUGGAGUUUGCUUAGAGAAUCUCUGGCGUGCAUCAGCUAUUUGUGUCAGUUUACUGCUAGUUCUAUGUUCUGGGCAAAUACCAUAAAUUACUUCCAGAAAAGCAGCUUUAUAAUUUAAUUCUGGAUUUAGCUAAAAUUAAGAUUAAAUGUAAUUAUUAUUUCUAUGUAUUUUGCUUUCCAAAGUUAAUAAAGUUUUGAAGAAGUUA
This is a messenger RNA of Acipenser ruthenus (sterlet), 3662 nucleotides long. RefSeq names its product E3 ubiquitin-protein ligase MARCHF7-like. The coding region runs from base 142 to 2502 and encodes 786 amino acids. Lineage: Eukaryota; Metazoa; Chordata; Actinopteri; Acipenseriformes; Acipenseridae. The record is from RefSeq and is a predicted model, not a curated record. Gene Ontology annotation, molecular function: zinc ion binding. The transcript has 11 exons.